GCACGCGUCUGGCAGACUUGGAUUUGACUUGCAUCAGACUUGGAUUCGCAAAUUCACACCCAACUCUAAUACUGUACGCAGCUCUCACCCAAGAGACGUUCAAUAUGUCCUACGAUUUCGCAGGGGGCUCUUUGAAGCUCAAGGGGCUGGACUCGGGAAAGAUAAAAAAGAAAUCCAAAAAGUCCAAAAAGGACAAAGAGAAGCUCUCCGCCGCCCUCUCAGCCUCGAUUACAUCAUCCUCCGACCCCAUCUUCUCAUCAGAUUCCACCACAGCAUCCAGUUCCCAAACCUCCAGUCUACCACCACCGCGUACCAAAACAGCCGCCGAAGUGAAGUUUGAGGAGAUUCAGAAACAAAGGCAGCGGGAUCGGAUAGCUAAGACGGCGUCGCAGAGUCAUAAGGAGCGGGUGGCGGAGUUCAACAGAUAUUUGGAGAACUUGUCGGAACACUACGAUAUCCCGAAAGUUGGACCUGGAUGAGACGAGAAGGACGUGCAAGCUGCAGUUUUGGGAAAACACCGAGUUGGGAGAACUUAUAUAUAGGGUGAUGGGUGACGACUAGGAUUGUCGUUAACUUCACUCAAAAGGACCGACGCAUCAGAAACGAUAUCCGACAACAUACUCGACGCGGCAACAUCCACAGGAGGACUCAAAGGAUAUGAGAGGAGCGGUUCAUUGGGAAACACUCGAAUAGGUCGGAUGGCACAGCA
Fimicolochytrium jonesii is the source of this 709-nucleotide messenger RNA. RefSeq lists its product as uncharacterized. The coding region runs from base 105 to 479 and encodes 124 amino acids. Gene Ontology annotation, cellular component: nucleolus. NCBI's taxonomy places the organism in Eukaryota, Fungi, Chytridiomycota, Chytridiomycetes, Spizellomycetales, Powellomycetaceae. The transcript has 3 exons. The record is from RefSeq and is a predicted model, not a curated record.